Megalobrama amblycephala (Wuchang bream) is the source of this 3447-nucleotide messenger RNA. RefSeq names its product protein phosphatase 2, regulatory subunit B, delta (gene ppp2r2d). The record is from RefSeq and is a predicted model, not a curated record. The coding region runs from base 191 to 1537 and encodes 448 amino acids. Gene Ontology annotation, biological process: peptidyl-serine dephosphorylation. NCBI's taxonomy places the organism in Eukaryota, Metazoa, Chordata, Actinopteri, Cypriniformes, Xenocyprididae. Gene Ontology annotation, molecular function: protein binding; protein phosphatase regulator activity. Gene Ontology annotation, cellular component: protein phosphatase type 2A complex; cytosol. The transcript has 10 exons.
UAAAUGACGUCACUGUGUCAUGUCGACGGGCAGUGUGCGCCAUCUUGAAGCGAAAGCAAAUCACGGGCAGAUCCCGCUCUCGUUGAUCCCGCGCGCCUCCGCUCGCUCUCAUUCUGCGCUCGUUCACACCGUCCGCCCGGCUGAGCUCGAGGAUAAGCCGCACUGAAAGCUCGAGGCACAGACACCGGCGAUGAUGGCAGGGGUUGGUGGAGGCAAUGAUUUCCAGUGGUGCUUUUCCCAGGUCAAAGGAGCCAUAGAUGAAGAUGUUGCAGAAGCGGACAUUAUCUCAACCGUUGAAUUUAACUAUUCUGGGGAGUUACUAGCCACAGGAGACAAAGGGGGAAGAGUCGUCAUAUUUCAGAGAGAACAGGAGAGUAAAAACCGCCCACCCUCAAGAGGGGAAUACAACGUGUACAGCACUUUUCAGAGUCACGAGCCUGAGUUUGAUUACUUGAAAAGUUUAGAAAUAGAGGAGAAGAUCAAUAAAAUCAGAUGGCUCCCGCAACAGAACGCUGCACACUUUCUUCUGUCCACAAAUGACAAAACCAUCAAACUAUGGAAGAUUAGUGAAAGGGACAAACGAGCGGAAGGAUACAACCUUAAAGACGAAGACGGAAGACUGCGAGAUCCGUUUCGAAUCACAUCACUACGGGUUCCUGUGCUGAUGCCAAUGGACUUGAUGGUGGAAGCCAGCCCACGCAGAAUAUUUGCAAACGCACAUACAUAUCACAUCAAUUCCAUUUCAGUAAAUAGUGAUUAUGAAACAUACCUUUCUGCAGACGACCUCAGAAUAAACCUCUGGCAUUUAGAAAUCACAGAUAGAAGUUUUAACAUUGUAGAUAUAAAACCAGCCAAUAUGGAGGAGCUGACGGAGGUGAUAACAGCAGCCGAGUGUCACCCACACCAGUGUAACGUCUUUGUAUACAGCAGUAGUAAAGGAACCAUCCGUCUGUGUGACAUGAGGGCCGCCGCGCUCUGCGAUAGACAUAGUAAAUUUUUUGAGGAGCCAGAAGAUCCCAGCAGCCGGUCGUUCUUCUCAGAAAUCAUCUCCUCCAUAUCUGACGUCAAGUUCAGUCACAGCGGUAGAUACAUGAUGACACGCGAUUACCUCUCCGUUAAGGUUUGGGACCUGAACAUGGAGAACCGGCCUGUAGAAACCUACCAGGUACACGAGUACCUACGUAGCAAGUUGUGCUCGCUCUACGAGAACGACUGCAUUUUCGACAAGUUUGAGUGCUGUUGGAACGGUUCAGACAGUGCCAUUAUGACGGGCUCCUACAACAACUUCUUUAGGAUGUUUGACAGGAACACGCGCAGGGACAUCACACUGGAGGCGUCGAGGGAGAACAGUAAACCCCGUGCCAUGCUCAAACCCCGCAAGGUCUGCACCGGCGGCAAACGGAAGAAAGACGAAAUCAGCGUGGACAGCCUGGACUUCAACAAGAAGAUCCUACACACCGCCUGGCACCCGAAAGAGAACGUCAUAGCUGUGGCCGCCACCAACAACCUGUAUAUAUUCCAGGACAAAAUUAAUUAAAAAAAGAGAGUGAUUUAAAAACCAAGAAGAAACAAAAAUCAAGAGAAAAAGAAACAUCCCCCUCCUCCCCGUUUUCCCCCGGCCCAGGUCGGAGGGCGCUCAAGAAAUGUCGUACUUUGCAAUGAUAAGCCUAGUCGUUAAAUCUGUAAGAGAAAUAUGGCCCCGUUGUCAUCCUGACAAAGAAGAGAAAGCACUUGUUUUUCACUUGUAGACAAGGAAGCUGAGAGACGGAUCGUAUAUUUUGGAAAAAGAAAAAACCUCUUUGAGAGGGUGUCAAUAAUUAAAAAAGAAAACAGGAGAAGGCCAAUUUCAACCCACCCUCCAACGACGGAAUCGGCACCAAUCAGCAUUAAGACCACAUCAACUUCGCAAAAGUCCUACAUGUAUUCGUCUUUCGGCCGAGCCUUACGUUUUUAUGAUUUGACGACCAAAAUUACGGAAACGCACCAGGAUGAGCAACGUCUCGCUGUCAAUCGUAUGUACUUGCUGUUCGACUUUGAAAUUCAGGCAUUCAUGAGCGUUUGUGUAUUGCCUGUUAACAUUCCUUCCCCUGGCCCGACUCUAAGGCCUUGAUGUUCUACCUUUUUAAGCACUUAAAAACAGGUCUCCAAUUUGGUCAGUGGACAGUUUCUUGUUUUUGUUUUCUUUCGUUUUUAUUUUUGUUCCGUUUUUAUACUUUUUUUUUUUUUUUCUUUUCUCAUGCAUAAUAUCUACUCACUUGACUGUAUCUAUAUAUUACACCAUCUGGUGUCAAACCACUUAAUAAAAGUAACAUAACUACAAAGAGAAAGCGUUUUUACAUUAUGAGCAGGUAUGUAUGAAUUUUAUGUUCUAUAUUUGCAUGUAGAUCUGGAGCGCCAGUGGUUAAAAUGUGAAAUCAUCCUGCUGAACCUGUAUCGGCAGCAUUAUUGGGGAAUUCAACCCAAAAACCAUGGAAUUAUUUGUUUGACUCUCGGCGCAAACAAAAUACAUUUUCUUUUGGCCUUGAUUUUACGAUUUCACUUGCUUGUUUGUCGGACGAGUCUGAAGACGACAGCGAACCAAACGUAAUUCCCUGAUAAUGAGCCGGUUGGGAAGCAAAUCUCCAUGUUGUACUACUUGAAUUUGCAGUUGCACUGUUUGAUUGAGGACAUUGGCCAUAAGCAUCAGUAUUGCCGUCUGAUUCGCUUUAGAUCCUGUUUUUAUUUUGAUAUUAGUUAUUUUUCUUAUUCAUUGAUAUAAAGGGAUUCUACCGCCUUAAGUCUGCCCUAUAACAAUCCUCACCCGAUAACCUCGAGGACUAGAUGAUCUCGACAUCCCAAGUCGCCCGGAUAACUUACCCGCAAUUCUUCCUACAUCCAUUAUUUUUCCUUAUAGCACUCCGUUUGUCCGUUCAUGUGCUGCUACGGUUCUUGCGGCUUAGUAUUUGGACACUAAUAUACAAGAUAUCGUACGGUUGGUGACCAGCGUAGAACACUCAAAUUGAAACCGAUGUUGAGUGCCUCUAGAGACAAAACUGGCUUUCCUCCAGUCAAUCAAAGUUAAACAGAUCACAUACAGAUAUUCCUAGCGCUCAAUUCCUGCGCAAAAGAAAAAGAUGUUGUGCAGAAAUUGAUCGUGCAUCGGGAUGUGAUUUGAAGAAACCGGUGACAACAUACAGUUUGUGUGCUGCUGAAUUUUGACAUGCGGCUGCAAAACUGAUGUCAAAAUGACAAACGUAACUUAACGGUUGACAAGUACAAAGUUGUUGUAUAGCUGAUUGUGACGCUCUUUAAAUCUGGGAACUUACGGGUCGGUUACGUACACAGACCUUGUUCCUUGUUAAUGAUGAUGAUGAUGAUGAUGAUGAUGAUGCUAACAUUGUGAAAGUGUACACUUGUUUGAUUAUUUUUGACCAAAGUUAAAUAAAAUUUUAAUUGUGUUUAUCUGAA